Messenger RNA from Brassica oleracea var. oleracea, 1916 nucleotides. RefSeq names its product alpha-barbatene synthase-like. Gene Ontology annotation, biological process: diterpenoid biosynthetic process. The transcript is spliced from 7 exons. The coding region runs from base 1 to 1656 and encodes 551 amino acids. Gene Ontology annotation, molecular function: magnesium ion binding; terpene synthase activity. The record is from RefSeq and is a predicted model, not a curated record. Lineage: Eukaryota; Viridiplantae; Streptophyta; Magnoliopsida; Brassicales; Brassicaceae.
AUGGAAGAAGUAAAGAGAGAUCAGAAAAGCUACUUAAAUUUUUCAAAAUUGCUACCCUCUCAAUGGGGUGAUCACUUUCUCAAUAUCUCCAUUGCCGAUUCAGAUUUUGAUGUGCUUGCAAGAGAGAUGGAAGUACUAAAGCCUAAAUUAAGAAAAAACAUAUUCACGUUUUCUUCCAGAGACAAAGACGCAAUGAAGAGGAGCAUUCUUUCGAUUCAUGUUCUGGACAGUCUUGGCCUCGCUUAUAUUUUUGAGAAGGAGAUCGUGGAGACCCUAAAACAUGCUUUCGAGAAGAUAGAUGAACUGAUCACAGAUGAAAAUGAUCUGUACACAGUCUCCAUCAUGUUUAGGGUUUUUAGAAUAUAUGGUCAUAAUAUGUUGUCUGAUGUUUUCGAUAGAUUCAAAAGAAACGACGGUAAAUUUAAAGAAAGUUUAAUGGAAGAUGUCCAGGGCAUGCUAAGCUUCUACGAAGCAGCGCACUUCAGGACAACGACAGAUCAUAUCCUGGAUGAAGCGUUGAGCUUUACAUUGGACUAUUUGGAGUCACUAGCUACAGAUAGCAAAGCGAUCCCACCACAUAUUUUAAAGCAUAUACAAAAUGCUCUUUACAUACCGCAGCAUCAGAACGUCCAAGUUCUGGUUGCAAGAGAGUAUCUUUCGUUCUAUGAACAAGAAGAGGACAACGAUGAGACACUACUCAAGCUAGCCAAGCUCAAUUUCAAGUUCUUGCAACUUCACUACAUUCAAGAAUUAAAAAUUAUCACCACGUGGUGGAGGGAACAAGACCAUACGAAGAACCUCCCACACGGCUUCAGAGAACGAACAUUCGAGUGUUGGUUUGUAGGAUCGAUGAUGUAUUUUGAGCCACAAUUUUCACUUGGGAGAAUUAUGUCGGCCAAGUUUUUCUUAUUGUUCACCUUUUUAGACGAUGCUUGCGAUACUUAUGGUUCAAUUCCUGAAGUUGAAAGCGUGGUUAACUGUUUUGAAAGAUGGGAUCCCGAGUACAUGGAAAAUCUUCAUGGUCACAUGAAGACUGCCUUCAAAUUUGUGAUGUCUGUUUACAAGGAGUUUGAAGAAAUAUUGAAGUCACAAGGAAGAUCAUUUGCGUUGGAGAAGAUGAUAGAAGAGUUCAAGAUAGUCGCGAGAACAAAUCUUGACCUUAUCAAAUGGGCAAGAGCAGGUCAAAUCCCUAACUUUGAUGAGUAUGUAGAGGCUGGUUCGUAUGCAACCAUAGCAUGUUCUAUUAUGGGACUUGGAGAGAUUGGUAAAAAAGAAGAUUUUGAGUGGCUACUAUCUAGACCAAAGUCUGUCCGAUAUCUAGCACGGAAGACACGUCUCUUGGAUGAUAUUACGGAUUUUGAGGAGGAUAUGAAUAAAGGGUACACUGCAAAUGCGCUUAACUAUUACAUGAAACAACAUGGAGUCACGAAAAAAGAGGCAAGUAGGGAAUUUCGUAAGAUGAUUGGAGAUAUCAACAAGAUUGUAAACGAAGAGUGCUUAAAGACAACCAACAUUUCACGUCCCGUUCUUAUGCAAGUCGUCAAUUAUGGACGCAUGGUGAAUAUUCUCUAUACGUCGGAUGAUGUCUACAAUCACCGUGAAGGAAAACUAAAGGAUUAUCUCACUGCUUUGCUUGUCGAUCCGAUACAUCUUUAGUUAAGAGUUUGAUAGUACAUCCAUUUGGUUUUCUACUUUGUGAUUGUGAUGUUUGUGGUUGAUUUUGACGUCAUGUCUUUGAUAAAAUGUUGCCUAUUCUGAGGAAAUAGAGCUAAACCGUAUGCAAUAAAAUUAGUUGCAAAUGACUGAACACAAGGAUUUAGCCUUUUAAGCUUAUAAUUAGAAUUUCAUGUUGCAUUUUGGAAUAACCAUAGUUUGUAUAGAGAAGGUAUUCAACUUGAGUAUUAUUGAUCUUAAGC